AUGCCUCCUAAGCCGAAGCGAACGUCUCAAACACGCACGCGAAGUUCUGCAAAGAGGGCACGUGUAACAGACCCGAUCGCAUCCCGCCCUGGACCGAGUGAUCAACAAGCUGUAACUUCAACAGAGCAGCCUCUGAUGGCCGUCAAUAUGCAGGCCCUCUCCGCCUCCAUUUCUAGCGCAGUACAGCUAGCUGUCGCGGAGGCAAUGAAAACGCAAUGGCCAGCCGCACCCAGCCAGGAGACACAGUCCUCCACGGACCAGUCAGUGGCCAAUAUCGUGAACACAUCCUUGGCCGAGAUCACCCAAGGUACUCCAUCAAGUAGCGAAAACAUUGUCACCAUAGAUGAGCCUGGGUUAGACUCGCCGGCUCCGAAACAAUUUUUUUCUAGCGUGGCUGUUUCUCUUAGCAGUCGGGUGAGUUCCAAAGUCAAGGCCAAAAUCUGGUCCAACGAAUAUCUUGAUUUCGGAACUCUCCUCUCGUUUUCUCCCAAUAAUCAAAAAUAUUCUCUGUCUCUCGCCUCUUCGGAUGGUGAGACCACCCGCCCUCACUUCACUUUAGAACCUAGCCAACCAGUUAAAAAGAUCCAAACUAUCAACCAGUGGCUCUGUGCAUUUAAUAUUUUUGUUGCGAUCUAUUCGGAAAAACUACCCACGGACACACCCAGGCUGAUGAAAUAUUGUGAAAUUGUCCGCGAUAUCGCCGCAAAACCAGGUGACUGGUUGUAUUAUGACGAACAAUUUCGUUUCAUAAGGAAAUCAGCCCCUGCACAAUACCCAUGGGACGCUAUUCACUGGGAACUUUGGCUAAAGGCUGUGACAAAUUUUCGUCCGAAAACCCAAUUUUCCUCGGACAAGGGACCACCACUGGACGAAAAAAUGGAUUUACUAGGGUAGCCAAAUUACAGCAAAUGUGUAGCAAAUACCACAUUUGCACAAUUUUGCGCAAGAGCAAAGACUGAUAUUGCACUAGACUUGCUAUCCGUAGCAAUGACGGUAAAUGCCACAUUUGCACAACAUUUACAUCUUGGUGCAAAGAUAAUGGGCAGCCAUGGAUUUGAGGGUCAUUUGCAGAUGGUUCAAAUGUGUAGGCAAAUAUGUUUCUUUGAACUAUAUUUGCACAUUACGCAAAUGAUUGCGCAAAUCUGCUGUUUUGCACAGCUUUUGCUUUAGAUGUAAAAGCAUGUAAACCUGUUAUUUUCAGAACUUUUACGCAGCUUUGCAAAUGUGAGCGAAGUAUCUAAUUUGAACAAUGUUUGCAUGGGUUAUCAUGGGUGAUCAAAUUUUCAUAAUUGAACCAGAUUGCUUUGCAUAGCAAAUGUAAUCAAACUCUUUGUAUUAAACAUGUUUGCUCACGAAGCAAAUGUUAGCAAACCUAAACUUCGAACAAAUUUUCUAGGGUGUGCAAAUUUGAUCAAACACAAAAUUUUGCUUGUAGCUGCAAAUGUGGUUAAAAGUCAAGCUUUGAACAAAGUUGCUUGGGCAGCAAAUCUGAUCAAACUGUUACUAUUGUACAACUUUUCGCUCAGGUAGCAAAUGUAAUCAAAUUCUGACUUUAAUUUGGUUAGCAAAUGUCAUCAAACCCAUAAAAUUGAGCAUGUUUUCUCCACUAGCAAAUGUAAAUUCCAAGGUUUAAACGAGUUUGCUUGGGUUGUAGCAAAUGCGAUAAAAUUUUAAAAAUAUUUUUAAUUAUAACAUGGUUCACUUCAGGUUCUUAACAAGUGGCCAUAAUUAAUCAAACAUUAAAGUUAGUGAAAGAAAUUCUCGCAGUGACCUCCCAUUAAUGUUCAAAUGAUUUAUUCCAUAAACCAAAGUGGCUUACACAUUAUUACAGACAUUACAAACUACAGUAUAAAGCUGUACAUACAGCUCUUCAUAUUAAUUCCCAAUGUUACAGUUCGUUGAUGUUUACUUGUCUCCACUCUAUGCUCUAUCAGAUCAUUACUAACUAUUAAUAUUAUAAGAAAAGUGUUCUUCAUCCAAAUGUGUAAGAUAUUCUACAUACAGCUGUAGGUGUUUCAGAGUUGCCUCAAACCUAUUUCAGUUGUUUAGGUUUUUGCAACUCAGAAACAGGUUAAAAAUCCUUUUACCCUUGGACCAAUAUUUACUUAUGACAAGACCAUUUGUUACUUAAACUUUUGUAUCUAAGGACAAAAUCCUGUUCCAACUAAAUGGAACCCUCAAGACACCCAUUUUAAUAAAUAAUUUAAAAAAGUAGUAUUUUUGUAUUUAUUGCUAUUUACAGAUUAACAAAAUUUGAUUCUGGUGGCAUUUUUUUCUUUAGGCUCUAUUAGAAUGAAAGGCCUAAUUCUUGCUACCAAUUUACAAUUUUUGCUGGUAUAACAACUGGGUUAUAGCAUUUAGCAAACUAAGAAAUAGUUUAGGUACAUGUAGCUAUUCAAAUUCAGAUCAGACUUCUUUAACUUCAUUUUUGUUGCAAAUGGUUCCUGUAUAGUAUUGGAUAUGCUCUUAGAGGAAGUACCAGCCGGAGCUUCUAGUACUUGCCCCGUUCUAAGAAAAUUGAGGGUCAUUAAAGUAAUGACCAGCUAUAAGUAUUCCACAGCAUGUCAACAUUACCACUGUCACUGUAGUUGGUCCCAAUGAAGGAAGCUAAUAAUUGUUUUAACCCAGUAUACAUGUACAUGUAGUACAAAAGGUUGAUCUGGCUAGCCUGCAAAAUAACUACACUGCUGUCUCUCAUUACUCUUUUUCUUGAGUCAUGUUGCAAUACUUUGCAAAAUUCCGUCAUAAAUCAUGACAAAAAGCAGGGUGUACCUAAAUUUGUUUUGUUUUGCUGUAAUUUGUAAUUGCUGUAAUUGGUACACAUGUACUGUGAAGUGGUGCCAGCAGAACUCAAAUGCCUGCAGUUAAGCAAACAGAUUUAAAAGAAACAUUUGUACAUUAAUUGGCCUUUUUAACCUGCUGACUGGUACAUUACUUGUAAACAAUAGCCAAAGGAUUCUAAUGAAAAAUUUAUCACAUCAACCAAUUUGAUCUACCUGCGAGUGCCACCAGAAUUCUCAGGACAAAUCAACACCAUCAGGAUUUGUACUCUUUACACAGAUUUAUCUUUUUCUAAAAAACAGUGUCAUAAACAGAGAGUGAUUAAAGGAUUACUGCAUUUGCAGAGCUACAUGUACAUGUACCUGUAAGUAUGACCAGUCAUAAAUAAUCUGGAAUUUCUUUAAGAGCCUUGGAUUAACUUAUAUUUCUUUAUCACAAAGCAAAUUCAGGAGCAUUAUCUGGUGCCUCCUGCUCUGAGGAGAAGCCAUUCCUCCUUUCUAUUGUCAUUGAGUAAUAACAAGCUUACAUGUGACUGUUUUAAUUUUGCUUUACUGUUCAGCCUGGCAAAGAGGUUUUUACAGGCUAAGUUGUUGGCUCCUCCAUGCUAGAGGCCUCCUGCAAAGCACUUUUCUCGGAUUUGUCAUCUCCUUGGUCUGAAUUGUCUUGCUCUGAAGACAUGUACUCCACAUUUAUACAAGCUUUGAACUUACAACAAUUCUUCUUCGAAAUAGAGGUUGACUGGAAAAGGGUUGUCUCUUUAGCUUUUCUGCAACAAACAGAAAUUAUACAUAAUUGAGACCAUUAAUAUUGAAACUAAAGCUGUAGACGGUUGUCAUGAAAAAUACUAUUGUCCUUUUCUGUCUAAAUAUUCUAGCCUUUUAUAGCAAAAAAAGUUGCUAUUAGAUAUUACAUGUAUUAUUACUGGCUGCAGUCACACUAGGUGACUAAACUUACUUAUUUCCUGAGUUAACUGAUAUCAAAAUUAACUAGUUUAAACAAAUCGCUGGCUCGUAACUUUCAUGUCUCAAAUCUAACCUCAAGCGGUCAUCAUAAUCCUGAUUACACUGCACCUGUUAAAACUAAGACCUUCUUUGAGUAAAAACAAAAUGAAAAAAUGAAUGCGAGAAACCCUUUUGUAACAAGACAAUUGACUCCAGGUAAAUCAUUGUAUUAAUUUUAUAGUGAGUGUCCCACUACAUCACUACCAUAACAACAUUAUUGCCAUAUUACUUAAAACUUCAUGGACCUGCUUCUUCUGCAAUAUUGCCAUCACUGUCUUACAGUGUAUCUUGGGAACAAAAGUUUAAUUAUACUAUAAUUGCCUCAUAUGAGGGAAUCCAAGACAGUUUUAGAUUCUGGAUUCCACGCUGCGGAUUCCGGAACCUUUUUCGGUGGAUUACUUGGUUUCUGGAUUCCAAUCGUUUGACCUGUAUUUCAGGUUUCAAAGCUCAGAAUUUAGGAUUCCGCAACAAAAAUUGCACGAAUUCUGGAUUCAAUGUCCUGGAUUCCAGAAUCCCUUACAUGGGGUGAUCAUAAAAAACAAUCAGUGAAAGCAGGGUACCAUGAUCUAAAUUCUAGCUACACUAUGUUUUCAGCACCAUGGCAGUCACUGCCUUUACUCCCCUUUUAAAUUUUGGAAAGGCCUUUGGAGAAAGUAGGCACUAGAGGAUAAGGUUAAUUUUGGCCUAAUAGAGGGAAUUAACACUUGCUUCAAUUCUUAUUAAAUUUUCCAAGACCAUUUAUCUGAAGAGAACAACCAAACAAAAAAGAUUACAGUAUUUUUUUACAACAACAGGACAAAUAAAGUUUCAGGAGUAGGGGUGAGUCCUUGUUGAUUACUGAAUAUUGGAAUGCAAAUGUAGGUAUUAUCAAAUAGCAUCAUUAAUGGCUUAACAGUAACAAUGAACUUUCUUAUACUUACUGAGCAUUUCUUUUACUCCCGAUUAGUUGCUCCCUCGGCAUUUGUUUGUCCUUGCACUUCUCCUGCCUCUUCUUAGUUUUACAAUGUCUGCUAAUUAAAACAGCAACGAUUCACCGAAGUGUAUUUACUAAGUACUAACGGCUGCUUUUCUUGGAUCCACUCGUUACUACUUGAUCGUCGCCGAUGGAGCUAUCUUGAUCUUGAUCCUUUCAUGGUGGAUUUUCGUUGAAGGAUCUAUAAGUAUGCAGUUCCCUCGAGUUCGAGCGAUUAUUUUUAUAAGUUCUUCGAGGACACAUUCGUUCGAUAAAUUCGAACAAAUAAGACUGGCCGAUUCCUCCAUACUCGAUAGUCAACCCCACAAAGAAGGAAAAUUCGAAAUCUCUUGAUAAAUAUGGCGUUAAACGUACGAAGUAAAAGCUGAUGGCAAAUCGAUGGCAGGGGAACGUGGUAACGGUCGACGAAUUUCAAUUGUUGUGCCUCGUUCUCGAACGGUUAUGCAGACUGUCGCUGACCAGCACCACUGAGGCGCAGAUGCUUGGGAAAUCGGGCGCGCGGUCUUUUGGCGAUUUGGCGGGAGGAAGAGAUUGCCUAUGUUGCUGGAUUUCUUCUCAAGGAUAUUCGAAAUUUAAAAGGUAAAGUCGAUGUAUUUGUGUAUCGUGCUUCUACUGCCACAUCUAUGUUAUAACCGGGAAUAAACUACAUUUGCAUCCAUAUUUACAUUUGUAGCAUGUAUGUGCACGCGUGUCGCGUGCUUAUGGUAGUGAUCCAGCUGAAAAACGCCUUGUUGAAAAAUUUAAGUCGUGUUAAGUCAGCAAAAUAUGUAGUUAUGCAAUGUUAAAAUGCUAAUUUAUUGGUAUUUGGCAGAAGUAGCUCAAGAUUAAUUGCUUGUACCUCUGGCGCUAUAUUGACAUAUUGAGCGUAAUACAUGUACAUGUACCAUUGAUUUUGACAGGGGUAGGGUGGAGCCUUUAUUUUAUAUGCGUUACUGUCAUUUUUUUCUGUUUUGUUUUGUCAUGUUUUCAUAUACAAGGUUGUUUUGUUUAUAAUAGUUUAUAAUGAUACAGCUGUACAUGUAAGCUGAGUCCAAAGGUCAAAAAUGCUAAAAUGUGCCACAUGUGUAUUUAUAAUGUCAGAAACCCAUGAGGGGUUGUUCAACCCCUUAUGAGUUUCUGAUAAUGUUCACAAAGAUAACGGCAACACAAGUAACACAAUUCAUUUAAUUUCACAAUAUUAUCAAUGAAGGUACAAUUACCACUUAUUUUUAGUGGGCUUAGAGACUUUUUUGUACAUUUGUUUCAGAUUUUUCCUUGAGUGGUACAGGAGUUAUUUCCAAUGUUCUUGAAAUUGAGUUGCAUCACCUGAACUCUCCAAAAGAUAAAGAGGUCAAUGAAAUAUAUACAGGUUCAACAUGGGGAAGCUGUUUGUGGUCUGUGCAUGAAGAAAUGCUACAGUGGUAUUCCAGUGGGUCUCAAUUUAUUUACAGUAAUCAUUUUUUCCUUACCAAGAUAACAGAAGUGAAGCUUAUAUACUGAAUGCUCCCAUCCAUCAAUACCCCAUCUGUUUGGGGUAAGUGUCACAAAAAAGAAACCUCACAUGUACUUCCUUGGGUUAUAUUUUUACCAUCUUUACAAUAUUAUUUUUCUUGUACUUUGUGCCGUGCCCUGCUAAGUAAAUCCUUGUCCCUUUCACAGUGUUCUGCGGGGAACAUAAUGUACUGAAAUUGUGUGAAGCUAUAGAACAUUUGCACUCAUAGAGGUUUCCCCACAGAGAUAUAAAGAGUGACAACAUUAUUCUUACAGAGGUAAACAAUAUGUACCACCCAACGCUCAUUGAUUUUGGAAAGGCUAUCCUUCUAUCGGAUGCCCCUUCAAAACAGCAGUCCAUGACUGCUCACUAGCACUGACAUAUAGCUUCAGAAAUAUGCCUCAGAUAUUAUGUUUUCACUUGGCGUUAAUAAGUCAUUGCAAAAGUUAGUGGCAAAGUGAGAGUAGAAAGUCAUUUUGUGGAAGGGCAAAGAAAAUGCCUUCAGACAGAUCCAAAGUUGAGAUUUACUAUUUCAUGUCUUCUGUCACUGCUCAAAACAAAUUAUUAGCCGGAACCUUUUUUUUGUCCAGCAAUUAUAAAAUAUCAUAUUCCUAUUUAAAAAGGAAAAUCAAAAAGUUAUCUUACUGUGUGAAUUCCUAUUCUAAAUAAAUCUAUUAAAAUUCGACUCAUUUAGUGAAAGGGUAUAAUAAUAUUGAAGGUGUAAACCCCGUUGGUCUAAGAAGUUUAGGUUUAAGUGAAGAAAUGCACCAUGUUAUUGUUGUUGAGUGAAGGCUGAUAUAAAUCUCACCAGUCUGUUUGAGCAGUUUAAAAAGACAAAUCAUACUGAACUCAAAAUCAGGGUUGUAAAGAGCAGCAAAGAAAUUAUUCAUUCAUGUCUGUGCUGAGUUUCUAUUCACAAAUUAUAUGAAAUACAAAGCAAUUUCACCAUUUGUUGUAGUAUUGGCUGUUGGGCUUUCAAAAUGUGGUCAUUUUUAGGAGGCUUACCAUCAAGAUGUGGUCAUCUCUAGGUAUAGUCAGUGAAAACUAGAACAAAUAGUGGUAAGGACAAAAUUGUCAGUUUUGAUGUGAAGUUUCUUGAAUAAAUGGUCAUGAGGAAAUUGUGUACAAGUGAAUAAUCUCAACCCUGACUUUGAAAUGCACAGAACUUUUUUUUUUGGACCAAACUUAAGGUACUGUGGGUGGCCUUGUUAUUGUUAGCUUUUUAAUAAUAAUAUUAUGAUGUAGAAAAAAUACAGUAAAUGAUCUGACUACUGGACCUUUGUCCAGUAGGUUUGUUCUAGUGUAUUUACUUUAUGUAAAGGGAAGGUAGUGUGGGCCCUCUGUAACUGUAUACAACAGUUACUGUGUCAUUUUGAAUUUUUAGUUUUAGUAAUUGGAGAUCCCUGCCCAUUGUGCGACCCUAGGCUUUACUAUUAUCAAAUGACAGAAGAGGAAUGUAACACAUGCCCAGGUUAUGUACCAUUGACUCACUUCGAAGUGGUUAUGUGAUUUAGAAUUGGACCCAAAAAAGACCGGGGCCCAGUUUUUCCAAAGACCGAUUAGCACUAACCCAGGGUUAGAUUUUAACCCACGUUUCUUUUUCCUUUUAAUCAAAAGCAUUUUGUCAGAUAAUUUUCUCUUUUUUUUUUUAAGUAUCAAAUCACCAAAUUGUAGACAAAAGGAAUUCAAAUGAAUUUGUUUUUAAAACUUUCAUAUCUGAAUUCAUAUUUCGUACUAACCUUGGGUUAUCUUAACCCAGCUUUGAACAACCCAGCCUGGUAGGAUAAAUGCUGCAUGUUAAUUUGUUUCACCGCCUUAGUUUUUUCUUUAUAGCUUUAAACUUUUCAUGAUCCAAGGCCAACUCAGAGCUCCUGUAACCCAGUAGGGGUCUGUUCAUUUUUUAAGGGGGGGGGGGGCUUUGUUGGGUGGGAUUUGAGUGGUAGCUCCUGCAUAUGAAGACCCUCUCUUCAUCCGAAUUUUUUUGGGGAAGCCACAACCUCGCUCCUUGUAUCCCAAGAUCAAAUAACCAGGAUUCAGGUGAAUUUUAGCCAGCAAAAAUGCAAUGACUUUUUUGGAUUGAAUAGGUAGUACUUAAUGAACAGUGAAACUCAAACUCAGGGUUGCAAACAACAAAGUAAGAAAAAUUAGCCUUUCAUAAAUUUGUCAGCUGAGUUAAUGUUCAAAGAAAAUUGUGAGCAGUUUCACCAUAUUUUGUUGUAGUAUUGGCUGUUGGGUUUUCAAAAUGUGGUCAUUUUUAGGAAGCCUACCAUCGAGAUGUGGUCAUCUCUAGGUGGGCAGUCAAAACUACAACAAAUACCGGUUAAACUAAAAUUGUUGGUUUUAAUUUGAAUUAAGUUUGUUGGUUAAAUGGCCCUGAGGAAAUUAUGUACAAGUGAAUAAUCACAACCCUGAGUUUGAAAUCCACAAAACUUUUUAUUUUGGACCAAAUUUGAUUGUUUAGUAUGAUGUACAAAAAAUACAGUAAAUGAUCUGACUACUGGACCUAACCUUGUGUUAUCUUAACCCAUCUUUGAGCAACCCAGUCCAUAAGGAUAAAUCCUGCAUGUUAAUUUGUUUCACCACCUUAGUUUUUUCUUUAUAGCUCUAGACUUUUCAUGAGACAAGGCCAACUCAGAGCUCCUGUGAUCCUGUAACCCAAUAAAGGUCUGUUCAUUGUUUAUGGGGCGGGGGGGGGGUUGUCGGGUAGGAUUUGACCAUUCAACCGGUAGUUCCUGUAGAUCCUCCUUGUAUCCCAAGAUCCAAUAACCAGGCUUCAGGUGAAUUUUAGCCAGCAAAAAUGCUAUGACUUUUUUGGAUUGAAUAGGUAGUACUUAAUGAACAGUGAAACUCAAAAUCAGCAUUAAAAUCAGUGAAACUCAAACUCAGCGUUGCAAACAACAGAGUAAGAAAAAUUAGCCUUUCAUAAAUUUGUCAGCUGAGUUAAUGUUCAAAGAAAAUUGUGAGCAGUAUCACCAUAUUUUGUUGUAAUAUUGACUGUUGGUUUUUCAAAAUGUGGUCAUUUUUAGGAAGCUCACCAUCAAGAAGUGGUCAUCUCUAGGUUUGGCAGUCAAAACUACAACAAAUAAGUCCCGUAUGAUAUAUGCCUCUAGAAUCAGUAUAAAUAUUGUCGGAAAUAUAGAAAGAACCCUGCAGUAUAUGUAUGACAACCCUUGAAAAACACAAUAUUUUACACCAAUGUACAAUGAAGUAAUUUGGUUCCCUAAUUCAGCUUGGAAGUGAGCAUCAUGUAAUAUUAAUGAAGGUGAAUUUACAGCCAUCCAACCGCUACAUAGUUGUCAUUUAUAGGUGUUAUCUUUAGUUUAAGGACCCCUGUGGUAAUAGUUGUGCAUAAGGGAAUACCACUUGUUAAGAUGUACACUGCCCCAUAAGUUAAUAGAGGAAUUUUUAUGACGAUAGACAGGGCAGUAGCCAGAAAAAAAUAAGGACUGAGGCAAUAUCCAUGGUUGAAUUCCCCGCCUAGCCAUUCAGGGUCUUUAUGAUGACUACGUUGAAACAAAACACUGCCAGGAUCAAACCUGAAAUGACUGAGGCAAGUGCCUCGGUUUGCCUCAUACUGGCUAUGGCCCUGACUGUAGGAAAUACAGUGCAUCAAUGAUCUGUCUACUGGACCUUAAUAACGAGUAGAUUUGACGCCCGGGAAAGGUUUAUGCCAGGGGCGCUGUCAGAAAGGGACACCUUUUUCAUGCUUCAGGUAUGAAAGGAUAGGGGUUUCCUGAGUUAAAGUAUAUGACAGGGUAGACUAUCUGUCAUUUCGUUCUGUAAAAAGACUAACAGAAGAAAUUUGUGACUGUAAAAUUGUCAAAAAAAUUAACUGGUUUCUGAUUCCUUUAUAUUAAAAUGACAGUGCACAUAAAACAGUUAACAGCAAAGAUGCAUGUAAGGGGUUGGACCUCUGGGCAGAGUCUCACAGCGUGUACAAAAUUUUAUUGUAACAAUGUAAUGUUACAGUUGAGAUUGGAAAUUUACUUUAGUCACAAAACGAAUCAAACAUAUAGGAAAUGUCAGAUGCACAUCACCUUUGACUGUCAGCAAAUGUUAUGCAGUUCACUAUAUUUGCCCCCCUUGCAAAUAUGGAUAAUUAUGAUGCAAAUGUGCAAAUUUAUGAUACAGCCAAAUGUCUAGAAAUUUAUUGUUUUUGCUCUUAAGGCAAAUACGAGUAAACCACAUGCAAAAGUGUUUUUUUGGUAUCCUGGAAAAAGAAGAGCAAACACCACUGCAAAUUAGGGGUUUUGCAAUAUUUUUGCCUGCAUUUGAAGUAAAGUGAAAACUGUCAUUUUUGCCAAGGAUGUAAAUUUGAGUAAAUUGGUAGAAAUGUUGACGAUUUGCCCAUGCUGCAAAUAUGUAUCAAAUUUGUAUCAAACCAUUACAUUUACUUCACUUUUGCGUAUCAAUACCUAUCUAGCAAAUAUAUGUAUUUGCCUACACUUUAGCCAACAGCGCAAAUGUAAUGCAAAUUUGGAGCUCCAAAUUUACCACAUAUUUGCACCUUUCGCAAACAUUAGUAAAUCCGUUUUUUCGUCCAGUGUGCACUGCGCUCCCGCUCCCAGUCCUUUCCAAGAGGCACAUGCUGGCGUUUCCAUGCGGGGAAGGUGUGCAACGGGUGUCGUUUCGAACACAUUUGCUAUAAUUGUGGCUCCAAACACCCUGCCGCACAGUGUUCCUCCAGCCAACCUAAAACACACCCCGUCAAAGCAGGAAUUUCAACCGUCGCUGCACAAGCCAGUAACACCCGUAAAGGUGGAUCGGCUUAA
Porites lobata is the source of this 10998-nucleotide messenger RNA. The record is from the annotation of a GenBank genome assembly. NCBI's taxonomy places the organism in Eukaryota, Metazoa, Cnidaria, Anthozoa, Scleractinia, Poritidae.